AUGCCUCGCUCGCCAUCGCAGCUGCUGGCCGCCACCUUCCCCGAGGACGCCGGCGUGGCCCCGCACUGCGCGGGCCGCCGCCCUCCCCCGCUCGCUCCGCUGCCUCUGCCCGGCGCUGCAGCCCCGCACCCGGCCUCGUCGCCGUCGCUCGCCGCUGGCCGGACACGGAGGGCUCCCCGCCUGGGAGUCUGGUCUGUCAUCGCUGCCCAGCUCCCGGGGAGGACAGACCUGGCCAUCAAGAACUACUGGAACAGCACGCUCAAGAAGAAGUUCCCGGCGGCGAGGACCCCCGCGGCCUACCGCCGCCAGAACAGCCCGGCCUGCAGCGCGUCGUGUGACGCCGGGACGCCGGCGCGGGACCUGCAGCUGUUUGCCUGCAGCAGCGAGGAGAGCUCCACGGCAGGGUCCAGCCCGAGCCCUGCCAAGCCCGUCUUGCCCGGCCCAACGCUGGUGCAAGCAGUGAAGCCGCCGGUUCCGGUCGUCGCCGCCGGCCAAGAACCGAUCGCGGCGGUCCCGCUGAGGAUCGAGCAGAAGCAGGCCGUGGUGGGCCGACCGCGUCUGGAGAAUAAGCCGUCUCCACCACCACCGGCCUGUGAUCAGACCGGCAAGAGGGUCAUGGACAUCGUCUGCGCGCCCAUGUCUCCUGUUCCUCUAAGCUUCAUUGAACCGGAGGAGCUGGCCUGCAUCUAA
Molecule: messenger RNA, 690 nt
Organism: Setaria italica (foxtail millet)
Lineage: Eukaryota; Viridiplantae; Streptophyta; Magnoliopsida; Poales; Poaceae
Product: myb-related protein MYBAS2-like
Exons: 2
Coding region: 1-690 (229 amino acids)
Source: RefSeq, a predicted model, not a curated record